AUGCGCGCGGAAGCAGCCCUCCUCGCGGCGCUGUUCAGCACGGCUAAUGCGCUGCAUCAAUUCGCGCCUCGCUCACUGAACGAGAGCACUGCUAGCGAUGCGACGCCCAAGAGAUACAUCGUCGAGCUGAAGUCACGCGCACACGGAUCGCGCGUGGCUUCCAAGGCUUCGUCUGGGCUGCCCGGGCUUCGAGUCGUGAAGCGGUUUGACUCAGACAUCUUCCCCGGAAUCGCCAUCGAGUGCGACCAUGGCUGCACGGCCGAGUCUAUCCAGAGCUCGCUUGAUGGGUCCGAUGACGAGCCCGUUGUCGCCUCCGUCUACAAGUCUCAGAUGUUGCAGCUGCUCCCGACCGUGGAAGGCGAGUCAUUCAGCGACGAUGCGGCUGCGGUGAACUACUCGGUCCACGGCCUCACUGGCGUUCAGAACCUACAUGAGGACGGAAUCCUGGGCGAAGGCGCCGUUGUCGCAAUCGUUGACAGCGGUGUCCAGUACACCCACCCGGCUCUCGGAGGAGGCCUCGGCGAUAACUACACGGUGAUCGGUGGUUACGAUCUUGUCGGUGAUGCGUGGCCUGACGCGCCCGCACAGCCCGACAACGAUCCCAUGGACAGAUAUGGACACGGCACGCACGUGGCCGGCAUCAUCGCGGGACAAAGUGAUCAAUUCGUCGGGGUUGCACCCAAGUCCAAGCUUCUCUCAUUCAAAGUCUUUGGCAGCAGCGGCUACUCGAAUGAGGAGACCGUCAUCGAAGGCUUCUUGAAGGCUUUCGACUCAGGGGCAGACAUCAUCAGCGCCAGCGUUGGCGAAGGCAGCGGCUUCACCAACAAUGCCCUCGCCGUGGUGGCAUCCAGGAUCGUCGAUAAUGGCGUCGUCGUCGUUUUCGCUGCCGGCAACUCAGGACAGGAUGGCCCUUUCUCUAUGGCCAACGGCGCGUCAGGAAAGCAUGUCUUGACAGUUGCCUCGAGCGAUCCUGGUGUUUUCCCCGCGCAGGCCUUUUCCGCCAACUUCAACCUCGAUGGAAACUCCAAUAAUACCGAAGUCGCUUACGUCCCUGGCUCAGGGUUCUUCCCGGAUACCAUCGUCGAUUGGCCGAUCAAGCCGAUCACCUUGAACGCUUCCGUUGAGAACGAUGCCUGCCAGCCUUUGCCCGCGGAUACCCCUCAGUUGAACGAAACUGUAGUUCUGGUGAGACUUGGCGGUUGCACCGUGUCGACCAAGCAUACCAAUGUGGCUGCCUUUGGCGCGCAGUACAUUCUCUUCUACAACAACCUGGACGUCUACCAGAGCCCUGUCAGUUCCAACCGCGUUGGUCUCACUGGGGCCAUCGAGGGUAGCGCCGGCGAGGCUAUCGUUUCCACCAUCCUAGCCGGCGGCAACGUGACGGCUUCUUUCAAUAUUGACACAGCUCACUAUGUCGGCAUCCGGAACGCUGGCGGUGGACGGCCCGCUCUGUACUCCUCCUGGGGUAGUACCUAUGAUCUUGCUCUCAAACCCGAUGUGUCCGGCCCGGGCACCAAGAUUCUCAGUACCUACCCGACAAAUGAGUAUCGUGUUCUCAGUGGCACAAGCAUGGCGACUCCUUACUUAUCCGGCAUUGCUGCUUUGUGGGUUGGCAAGUUUGGCGGAAGGUCGGCGCAUAAAGAUGACCCUGAAUGGGCAAAGCGCCUCAUCGCUCGCAUCACGACCACUGCCCGCGCCGUCCCGUGGGCGGACUGGGCUACCAGCGUGACUGACUACGGCUUCUGGGCCCCAACUACCCAAGUUGGAGGCGGCCUUGUUGACGCCGAGAGAGUUUUGGGCUACACAACUGAGCUUAGCUUCGACGGUCGCAAGUUUGAGUUGAACGACACGGUCCACUUCACCGGCACGCACUCUGUCGAUAUCACCAACCAGGGCUCGGAAUCAGUCACCUACAAGUUUUCACUUCAGGACGCGGGUGGCUACGAGUCCUAUGAGCCUUCAGUGCCUGGACAGCAACAGACUUUUAUUCCAGCAAUUCCACUGUAUGCGGAGAUCAACCCCGUUAAGAUGACUCCUGAGGUUGCCUUGCCUGCAGAAGUUGCUGUUGAACCGGGAGAGACAAAGACUGUGGAGUGA
This is a messenger RNA of Colletotrichum chrysophilum, 2097 nucleotides long. RefSeq lists its product as uncharacterized. The coding region runs from base 1 to 2097 and encodes 698 amino acids. Gene Ontology annotation, molecular function: serine-type endopeptidase activity; tripeptidyl-peptidase activity. NCBI's taxonomy places the organism in Eukaryota, Fungi, Ascomycota, Sordariomycetes, Glomerellales, Glomerellaceae. Gene Ontology annotation, cellular component: cytosol. Gene Ontology annotation, biological process: proteolysis. The record is from RefSeq and is a predicted model, not a curated record. The transcript has 5 exons.